Messenger RNA from Tremella mesenterica DSM 1558, 885 nucleotides. RefSeq lists its product as uncharacterized. The record is from RefSeq and is a predicted model, not a curated record. Gene Ontology annotation, biological process: mitochondrial citrate transmembrane transport. NCBI's taxonomy places the organism in Eukaryota, Fungi, Basidiomycota, Tremellomycetes, Tremellales, Tremellaceae. The transcript has 8 exons. Bases 1 to 885 code for a protein of 294 amino acids.
AUGUCAAAAGGGAAAGAAAAAGAAAAAGCUGUAGCUUCUUUAAUUGCAGGUGCGACGGCAGGUGGUGUAGAAGCUUUCACUACUUAUCCUUUCGAAUCUCUUAAAACUCAACUACAAUUCGCUUCUACAGAUGGGAAGCGUCCAACACCUUACGGGCUCCUCCGUGAAACUCUAGCUCAAAGAGGUUUGAAAGGUUUAUACGCUGGAUGUACGGCUGUUGUCAUUGGCAAUGCUGCCAAGGCUGGAGUUAGGUUUACUACUUAUGAUUAUUUCAAGAAUUUGUUAAGGGAUGAUGAGGGAAAACUCAGUGCUCCACGAUCUAUGUUAGCUGGAUUAGCAGCGGGAAUGGCUGAAGCUGUCAUAGCUGUCACUCCUUCUGAAACUAUCAAGACAAAAAUGAUCGAAGAUUCUAAACGACCCCAACCGCAGUAUAAGGGUAUGAUCCAUGCUACUCGUGCUAUAGUGGCUCAAGAAGGUUGGAGGGGGAUAUAUCAAGGUGUUGUGCCGGUUAUGCUCCGUCAAGGGGGUAACUCAGCUGUGAGAUUCACAUCUUAUUCUACACUCAAACAACUCGUACAGGGUUCCGUAUCACCCGGACAGACAUUACCUGGGUAUAUUACAUUUGGGAUCGGUUCGAUGGCUGGGAUUAUAACUGUCUAUACCACCAUGCCUCUGGACGUCGUCAAAACUCGUAUGCAAGGGAUUCACGCUCAUGCGGAAUACCGAAAUUCUUUCCAUUGUUUCUAUCGGAUCAUAAGUGAAGAAGGUGUAUUGAGACUUUGGAAGGGUACUGUUCCAAGAUUAGGUCGGUUGAUUUUAAGCGGAGGUAUAAUCUUUACGACAUACGAAAAAGUUUAUCCUAUCGUCGCUACUGCUCUCCCUUGA